AUGAAGCUGGAUAGCACACCAGGAGACAUGAGCGGGUGGAGGGAGAUGGACUUUGCCCUCAACUGCACCUACAUUGUGCCAGACCAGGUGUCGGACCCGAGCUUCAGCCUGCCCAAAGCCAUGACGUCCAUACCACGCAACCUCACCUUCGAAUACGGCCCAGACAAUGAGGUGACAGGCGUAUUCAGCAAAGAAUACAUUCCUCAGGGGACUCGCUUUGGCCCCCUGCAAGGAGACAUCUUCACCAAAGACAAUGUCCCCAAACAGGCCAACAGGAAAUACUUCUGGAGGAUUUACAGCGGUGGGCAGCUUCAAAACUUUAUUGAUGGCUAUGACGUCCACAGGAGCAACUGGAUGCGUUAUGUCAACCCAGCUCGCUCUCUGGCCGAACAGAACCUGGUGGCGUGCCAGAACAGCCGGGACAUCUACUUCUACACCAUCCGACCGGUGGAGCCCAAUCAGGAGCUGCUGGUGUGGUACAGCCAAGAGUUUGCCCAGAGGCUCUGCAGCCAGCAGGACGACAUCAAGCAGAAAUACACAAGUUCUGAUGAAGACCAUGAGCUGGAGUACACCAAACAGCACCUUUCUCAGCAGACAUGGCUUAAAGAGCGAACAAAGGAAGAGGUGAAAGAAGAGAGGGAUGAAGAUGGAGAUGAGAGGAUUGAUGUGGAGAUGUUGGAGAGGGAUACUCCGCCUGACACGCCUGACGACCAGAUCAUGGACUUCAGCAAAAAGGUCGAGAAAGAGGAGAAGAGUGACAGAGAUCCAGAAGGCCGGGGGAACAUUACUUCUCCUCAGCUUGAGCACAGAGAGCCCAGCCUGAACUUAAAUCACCCGUACUUACCAGAUCACCAUCCUGCGCUCCCAUCCCCACACCGAAAUCUCCCUCUUCAUCUCCAUGGCCUCUACGGCCACAGGGAGGGCCUUGUUUCAUCUUACCCUCUUUACCCCCAGUCCAGACCCCUCCAGCCCACUUACCAGCUCCUUCCUCCGUACAGUCCACACUAUACUCGCCUCCUCCUCCCCUCAUGCUCCCCUCCCUUUCCUGGGAUGCUACCCUCAAGAGGAUCCCUCCGAUACAGCAGCUAUAUGGGCACAGACGGACUCCCGUAUCCACCCAUCGGCCAGCCUAAUCUACUUCCAGUGUCCCUCCCCUACCCUCCACCUCCACAGGGUGGUCUGAAAGAACUAACACCAAAUGUGUCGCCACCACGAGGCGCCCCAGCCACCCCAGAGCUCUCCCCUCUACCCAAGCCCAACAGUCAGCAUCAGUCCCCUGAGCAGUCUCCCUCUGGUUGCGAUGAAGCCAUGAAUCUAAGCUUGACUAUGACCAAAAGCAACACAGCGCCACGCAACGGCCCUGGCCAUAAAUCCCUGCCCUACCCACUGAAGAAGCAGAAUGGAAAGAUAAAGUAUGAAUGUAAUAUCUGCUCGAAGACUUUUGGACAGCUGUCGAACCUUAAGGUCCAUCUCCGAGUGCACAGUGGUGAGAGACCGUUCCAGUGUAACCUAUGUAAAAAGAGCUUCACUCAGCUGGCCCACCUUCAGAAACAUCACCUGGUCCACACAGGGGAGAAGCCACAUGAAUGUCAGGUGUGUCAGAAACGUUUCAGUAGUACCAGCAACUUGAAAACACAUCUACGCCUCCACUCUGGGGAAAAACCUUACCAGUGCAAGCUGUGUAGCACCAAGUUCACCCAAUACAUCCACCUCAAACUGCAUCGUCGCCUCCACAGCAGCCGUGACCGCCCAUACCGCUGCCAGCUCUGUGCCCAGGCCUUCUUCCACCGCUUCUCCCUUCGCAUCCAUCAGUGCAGCUGCUGCCUGGUUAACUCCAAUGCUUCUGUCAAUGUACACAUGAAAGAGAUGGUGGAGCGGUUUGAUGCCAGCCAAGAGGCUGACAUGCUCACAGAGAUAGCAUCGGCGCCGCAGGUGGAGGAAGCUGUAGACCGCUGGUUGGCUCGUACUUUGGAAGGCGAGGGGAAGGAGGACCAGAGAGAGGCCACCAUACUGCUGAAAGCUCUGACAGCAGCUAUUAAUGCACCAGCAAUGCCCGUGGCCCAAUCAACUAUACCUACAUCACACCACAGCCCUUCACUGGCCUAUCAGGAGAGGGCCAGUGUUGUUCAUCUUCACAAACGGCCAACAGUGAAGACAGAAGGUCAGUGAAAAGGAACUGAAGGAGGGGAAAUAUAAAAAAAGACAUACAGCACAACAUCAACCAAGAAAACAGAUGUCGCCAAAUAAAACUCCCGAUAUUGUCCAUGAAGGGCAUAACAGGGAAUGUAAACUUUCAUAUUCCAAUGAGCGUAGCACCAAAAGAAGAGCAUUCCAAAGACUGGGAGAGGGUAUUCAGUGAUUGUACUUCCUCCCAAACGUCAGUUUCAAAAAUGAAAACAGGGAGGAUGUUGU
Molecule: messenger RNA, 2412 nt
Organism: Micropterus dolomieu (smallmouth bass)
Lineage: Eukaryota; Metazoa; Chordata; Actinopteri; Centrarchiformes; Centrarchidae
Gene: prdm1b
Product: PR domain containing 1b, with ZNF domain
Exons: 6
Coding region: 1-2169 (722 amino acids)
Biological process (GO): regulation of transcription by RNA polymerase II; cell fate commitment
Cellular component (GO): nucleus; cytoplasm
Molecular function (GO): RNA polymerase II cis-regulatory region sequence-specific DNA binding; histone deacetylase binding; DNA-binding transcription repressor activity, RNA polymerase II-specific
Source: RefSeq, a predicted model, not a curated record